AUGGCAGCUUUUCAGAAUGAAGACGUCAACCGAAUGAUACAGCAGGAUUGGGCGAAUCGAGAGUACAUUGAAAUUAUUACUGGCAGCAUCAAGAAGAUUGCCGAUUUCUUAAAUUCAUUUGAUCGGUCUUGUCGAGGACGUUUGGCACUGCUCAACGAAAAGUUGACGACUCUCGAGAGAACAAUCGAGUAUUUAGAAGCAAAGGUUUCCAAAGGAGAACUCAAUGGAAUCAUCAGUCAGCCUAAUUCAACGACAGCAGCAAUGACCAGUAUUUCAAACAUGCAGCCUAAACCAGAGUAA
This is a messenger RNA of Rhagoletis zephyria (snowberry fruit fly), 300 nucleotides long. Lineage: Eukaryota; Metazoa; Arthropoda; Insecta; Diptera; Tephritidae. The record is from RefSeq and is a predicted model, not a curated record.